AUGGCUCCCCCUCCAGUACCAAUACCAGACGUCAAUGUCGCGGCUAUCCGCGAGGACGCCAUCGAAGAAGAAGAUGUCAUGGAAGACCACCACCCGUCCAACUUCCAGGACUCUGUCCACAGUCGUCUGCGGGCCAAUUCCUCCAUCAUGCAGUUCCAGAAGAUCCUCGUCGCCAACAGAGGCGAAAUCCCCAUCCGUAUCUUCCGUACCGCCCACGAACUCUCCCUACAGACCGUUGCCAUCUUCAGCUACGAAGACAGGCUGAGCAUGCACCGUCAAAAGGCCGACGAGGCGUAUCAGAUCGGCAAGCGUGGUCAGUAUACGCCUGUUGCCGCCUAUCUGGCCGGCCAGGAGAUCGUCAACAUCGCCUCCGAGCAUGGCGUCCAUCUCAUCCAUCCCGGCUACGGCUUCUUGUCUGAGAACGCCGAGUUUGCCCGUGCGGUCGAAAAGGCCGGUAUGGUCUUUGUUGGACCAACUCCGGAAACCAUCGACAGGCUGGGUGACAAGGUCUCCGCGCGAACCAUUGCCAUGGAGUGCAAGGUACCCGUCGUCCCCGGUACCCCCGGACCGGUCGAGUCCUUCGAGGAGGUCAAGUCCUUCACCGACGAGUACGGCUUCCCCAUCAUCAUCAAGGCUGCCUUUGGCGGUGGCGGACGAGGCAUGCGUGUCGUCCGUGACCAGGAAUCUCUGCGUGACUCCUUUGAGCGUGCGACCUCAGAGGCCAAGACGGCCUUUGGCAACGGCACCGUCUUCGUGGAACGUUUCCUAGACAAACCAAAGCACAUCGAGGUUCAGCUUCUGGGUGACAACCACGGCAACGUCGUCCAUCUAUAUGAGCGUGACUGCAGUGUCCAGCGCCGUCACCAGAAGGUCGUCGAGCUGGCUCCGGCCAAGGACCUCCCCAUCGAAGUCCGUGAUAACAUCCUGGCUGACGCCGUCAAGCUCGCUAAACAUGUCAACUAUCGCAACGCUGGUACCGCAGAGUUCCUCGUCGACCAGCAGAACAGAUACUACUUCAUCGAAAUCAACCCCCGUAUCCAGGUCGAGCACACCAUUACCGAAGAAAUCACAGGCAUUGAUAUCGUCGCUGCCCAGAUCCAGAUCGCAGCCGGUGCCACUCUGGAACAGCUCGGCCUUACCCAGGACCGCAUCUCCAUCAGAGGUUUCGCCAUCCAAUGCCGUAUCACCACCGAAGACCCGACCAAGGGCUUCCAGCCUGACACCGGCAAGAUCGAAGUCUACCGCUCUGCUGGUGGUAACGGUGUCCGCCUUGACGGAGGUAACGGUUUCGCCGGCGCCAUCAUCACCCCUCACUAUGACUCCAUGUUGGUCAAAUGUACCUGCCACGGUUCCACAUACGAAGUCGCACGACGAAAGAUGCUCCGUGCCCUCGUCGAAUUCCGUAUUCGUGGCGUCAAGACAAACAUUCCCUUCUUGGCUUCGCUGCUAACCCACCCAACCUUCAUCGAAAGCAAAUGCUGGACCACCUUCAUCGACGAUACCCCCGAACUAUUUGCCCUCAUCGGUUCCCAGAACCGUGCCCAGAAAUUGCUUGCAUACCUUGGUGAUGUCGCCGUCAACGGAAGCAGUAUCAAGGGCCAGGUCGGCGAUCCCAAGUUCAAGGGCAACAUUUUGAUGCCUAUCAUGCGCGAUGCCGAUGGCAAACCACUCGAUAUCAGCUCUCCUUGCAAGAAGGGAUGGAAGCAGAUCAUCGACGACAAGGGUCCUGCUGCAUUUGCCAAGGCUGUCCGUGAGAAUAAGGGAUGUCUUAUCAUGGAUACCACCUGGCGUGAUGCCCAUCAAUCGCUAUUGGCGACCAGGGUUCGUACAGUUGACCUGGUUAACAUUGCCAGAGAGACAAGCUAUGCGUAUAACAAUGCGUACAGUUUGGAAUGUUGGGGUGGUGCAACGUUCGAUGUUGCCAUGAGAUUCUUGUAUGAAGAUCCAUGGGAUAGGCUCAGAAAGAUGAGAAAGGCGGUGCCAAACAUUCCGUUCCAGAUGUUGCUGCGUGGUGCCAACGGUGUGGCUUAUUCUUCUCUCCCUGACAAUGCCAUCUACCACUUCUGCAAGCAAGCGAAGAGAUAUGGUGUUGAUAUCUUCCGUGUCUUCGACGCCCUCAAUGACGUGCACCAGCUUGAGGUUGGUAUGAAGGCUGUGGCUGCCGCCGGUGGUGUCAUUGAAGGAACCAUCUGCUACUCCGGAGACAUGCUUAACCCCAAGAAGAAGUAUAACCUGGACUACUACCUUGAUCUUGCCGACAAGAUCGUUGCCCUCGGCACCCAUGUCCUCGGUAUCAAGGAUAUGGCUGGUGUCCUCAAACCCCAGGCUGCAACCCUGCUCAUUGGAUCUAUCAGGAAGAAAUACCCAGACCUGCCCAUUCACGUCCACACCCACGACUCUGCAGGAACUGGUGUUGCGUCUAUGGUUGCUUGUGCCCAUGCUGGCGCUGACGCCGUUGAUGCUGCUACUGACAGCAUGUCCGGUAUGACCUCUCAGCCCAGCGUUGGUGCUAUCCUCGCCUCGCUCCAGGGCACCGACCAAGACCCCCAGCUUGAUAUCCACAACGUCCGCGCCAUCGACUCCUACUGGGCUCAGCUCCGUCUCCUAUACUCUCCCUUCGAAGCCGGUCUCACAGGCCCAGACCCAGAGGUCUACGAACACGAAAUCCCAGGUGGUCAACUAACUAACCUCAUCUUCCAAGCCCAUCAGCUUGGUCUCGGUGCUCAGUGGGCCGAAACCAAGAAGGCCUACGAACAAGCCAACGACCUCCUAGGCGACAUCGUCAAAGUCACCCCUACCUCCAAGGUCGUCGGUGACCUGGCUCAGUUCAUGGUCUCCAACAAGCUCAGCCCAGACGACGUGGUUGCCCGUGCCGGCGAGCUUGACUUCCCCGGCUCCGUCCUCGAGUUCCUCGAGGGCCUCAUGGGUCAACCCUACGGUGGAUUCCCCGAACCUCUCCGCUCCCGUGCCCUUCGCGAUCGCCGAAAGCUCGAGGACCGCCCAGGUCUCCACCUCGAGCCGCUAGAUCUAGUCAAGAUCAAGGCCGAGCUGAAGGAGAAAUUCGGCAGCGCUACCGAGUGCGAUGUCGCCAGUUACGCCAUGUACCCCAAGGUCUACCAGGACUACCGUACUUUUGUAGCCAAAUACGGUGACCUCUCUGUGCUGCCUACGAAAUACUUCCUCGCCAGACCUGAGAUCGGCGAAGAAUUCAGCGUUGAGCUCGAGCAAGGAAAGGUGCUUAUCCUGAAACUAUUGGCUGUGGGUCCGUUGUCUGAACAGACUGGUCAACGAGAGGUAUUCUAUGAGAUGAACGGUGAAGUUCGACAGGUUUCUGUUGACGAUGUCCUCGCCACUGUGGACGAUACUAGCCGCCUCAAGGCCGAUGCCAGUGAUAGCAGCCAAGUUGGCGCCCCGAUGAGCGGUGUUGUUGUGGAGAUCAGAGUGCAUGAGGGUGUCGAGGUGAAGAAGGGAGACCCCAUUGCCGUGCUCAGUGCUAUGAAGAUGGAGAUGGUUAUUUCCGCACCUCACCACGGUAAAAUUGCUAGCUUGCAUGUUAAGGAGGGAGAUUCCGUCGAUGGACAGGAUCUCAUCUGUAAAAUGACCAAAGCAACUUAA
Messenger RNA from Arthroderma uncinatum, 3615 nucleotides. Its product is annotated as pyruvate carboxylase. Gene Ontology annotation, cellular component: cytoplasm. Lineage: Eukaryota; Fungi; Ascomycota; Eurotiomycetes; Onygenales; Arthrodermataceae. The transcript is spliced from 3 exons. Gene Ontology annotation, molecular function: pyruvate carboxylase activity; ATP binding; metal ion binding. The record is from RefSeq and is a predicted model, not a curated record. Gene Ontology annotation, biological process: gluconeogenesis; pyruvate metabolic process. Bases 1 to 3615 code for a protein of 1204 amino acids.